This is a messenger RNA of Plasmopara halstedii, 753 nucleotides long. RefSeq names its product Phospholipase/carboxyhydrolase. Gene Ontology annotation, cellular component: nucleus; cytoplasm. NCBI's taxonomy places the organism in Eukaryota, Oomycota, Peronosporomycetes, Peronosporales, Peronosporaceae. The transcript is spliced from 4 exons. The record is from RefSeq and is a predicted model, not a curated record. The coding region runs from base 1 to 753 and encodes 250 amino acids.
AUGUGCACGAGUCGCAAGCUGCGAUUAUUGUGUCUUCAUGGCAUGUACCAAGACGCAAUCACCUUCGCAAGCAAAACUAAUCUCCUUCGUCAUGCCAACGCCGGUGUGAAUUUUGUCUAUCUGGAUGGGCCCUUCACCAUUGUACCUCCUAUUUUGAAGAAGGCCGAGUUCCGCGCGUGGUGGCGGCCCCUGAGUGCCCACGAAGAUGAUUUUAGUCAAUUAGACAGUGAUCGAAGCGUGCUCAUAUCAUAUUUGCGUCAAAAGCUAGACGAGAUUGGAACCGUAGAUGGCGUUAUUGGAUUUUCGCAAGGAGCAAGUCUCGCAGCUUGGAUGUGUUCGAAACAGGCGCGUGCCGAACUGCAAUGGAGUCCAAAAGUAGUGGUGCUGAUUGGCAGCUAUCUGAGCUAUCCGCCAUUUUCCUUGGACUCAGGCAUUAUCUCGGGUAUGGCGUCGCUGCACAUGUUUGGCUCAAACGACUAUGUUAUUCCAGCAGCAAAGAGCCAACAAGUAAUGAAUAUAUUCAAAAAGCAUGAGACCACAAAUUACCCUGUUUUGACAUCUGUGCAUACCCAAGGCCACGUGAUCCCUAAAUGCGACAAGUCCAUUAAGUUGUUCGAGUCAUUUAUUUCUGACCAGCAGCAGAAAUUGCACGGCUGCUCCAGCAUUUCGUCCUCAAGGUCCCUGGAGACUUGUGAGCGCGAAGAAUUGACCCCCUCGGAAGCCCAGGCGUCUCAGCGGGUCUGUAUGGUGUAG